Messenger RNA from Eublepharis macularius, 1476 nucleotides. RefSeq names its product putative methyltransferase-like protein 7A. Lineage: Eukaryota; Metazoa; Chordata; Lepidosauria; Squamata; Eublepharidae. Bases 345 to 1085 code for a protein of 246 amino acids. The transcript has 2 exons. The record is from RefSeq and is a predicted model, not a curated record. Gene Ontology annotation, molecular function: S-adenosylmethionine-dependent methyltransferase activity.
CCGCCUCUUAGCCACUACACCAAACUGAGCUGGAAAGCAGAGAGGAAGGAGUUACACUCCCUCCCUUGGUACCAUUCUUCCAUUCAGGUGCAAACAGCCUAGCCUGUUUUCAAAGGAUCAGGCAGUUUACAUAAUUUGAGUCAUAGGGACACUGUGAAACUGGAGCGUAGUAUUUCAUUACUACUUUGCCUGGGCUCCUUAUUGGAAGCAACGAAUAAAACAAAUGUGAGUACUUAACUUUUUGAAGGACUAGGAACUUCAAAAUUGUUUCAGCAGCUUCUAUUCUUUGACAUAAACUUCAAGGAAACAAAAACGAAAGCUAUUGAUUCUACGUCUGAUUAAGAAUGGCAGAAGUUAUGGUUUUGUUUCUCACACUCUGCCUCCAGUUGCUCGCCCUGCCGGUGUAUGUGCUAUCCUACUUGGGACUAUGGGAGCCCUUCUGCAAAAAGUUUUUCUUUCCUUUUUCUAUGGAGAAGUUUGCUGUCAUCUACAAUUGGAGAAUGUCAAGACAGAAACAGGAGUUGUUCCGUAACAUGAUGGAAUUUGCAGAUCCUUCAGGGAAACUGACCGUGCUGGAGAUAGGCUGUGGGGCCGGCACCAACUUCCAGUUCUUUCCGCCCAAUUGCAAAGUCAUCUGUACAGACCCUAACCCCCGCUUUCGGCAGAGUCUAACUAAACGCAUGGCCCAGAAUCAGCAUCUCCAAUUCGACCAGUUCAUUGUGGCCUCAGGAGAGGACUUGAGUCAGGUAGCCGAUGCCUCUGUGGAUGUUGUCGUUUCUACUCUGGUCCUGUGCAGUGUGAAGAACGUAGAAGGUGUUUUGAAAGAAGUCUGCAGAGUGCUCAAGUCGGGUGGAGCUUAUUUUUUCCUGGAACAUGUCGCUGCUGAUCGUUCAAGCUGGACCUACCUCUGGCAGCAAGUCUGGUCUCCAACAUGGAAACUUAUAUUUGAUGGCUGCUCGCCAAUGAGAGAGACCUGGGUUGCGAUUGAAAAGGAAAACUUCUCUGAAAUAAAGCUUCAGCACAUACAUGCCCCUUUGUUCCGGGCACCCGUUCAACCACAUAUACUUGGUUAUGCUGUGAAAUAACUCUCAGUGUAAAAACAAUUCUUUAUGUCCGGAUCUCAUAUAAUGUGCAGUUUCUUAACCAGAGUUACGCCAUGUUUAAUCUGUAGUUGUUUAGCCUUUCUCUCUCUCCAGGUCCAGAUGUUGUUUUGACCGCAUUUUCCAUGGGAGAGAAUACCUCUUAUCUGUCUCUUCAGCCAGAUACCUUGACGGCCCGAGCCUUCCCACGUCCACGUUCUCAUCAUACAGAACUAUGGGGGGAGGCUGGGAAUGAAGGGUUUGAUGUAUCACAGGUUUCGUUUUGUAUCUCAUUCUCAACAAUGCCUUGGUUCAGUCAAGUUCCGUUUAGGCCUUGAAAUAUGGACACUUGUAUCUUUGAAUGCUGUCUUUCAAUAAACCUUUUGGAAUCAAGAAA